AGUUAUGAAAGCUAACUACCAUACAUUCAAUUUGCAUAAAAUUUGUCUCUUCCAAAGCUAAACUACCACACACCAAUAUAUAUAUGCUCAAUCUGUUGCUGAAGAACAGCAUGUCUUCGCCUCAAGAUUCAAUAAUGGACAAAGAAGAAGCCAAAGCUGAAAAGGAGAAGGACAUGAUGAGUGUUUCCUCUGAAAAUGAACUCCUCACAUGUCAUGCAAAAUUUGAAGCAUUCCCAUUUUUCAAAACACCAAGGUUUUUGAAGGGAGCCAAGAUCACACUCAGACUUGUGACCAUUGUUACUACAUUCAUUGCAAUGCUUUGUAUGCUAACCAGCCACCAAUCUACCACAAUGUUGGGCACGCCACUCGAUGCUCGAUAUAGCUACUCUCCUGCUUUCAGGUUCUUUGUUUAUGCAAAUGCUGUUGCAUGCUUCUUUAUAUUCCUAUCUUUACUUGCUACAAUCGUUUUCUACCUUCGAGGCGCAUGCCCCACCAAUAAAUGCAGCUACUUGUUCUUCCUGAAUGACAUGAUGAUGUUAACAAUGGAGAUUGGGGGAUGUGCAGCUGCAACAGCUAUAGGAGAGGUGGGGCUGCAUGGAAAUUCCCAUGCAGGUUGGGGUUCUAUCUGCGGUUAUUAUGGGAAAUUCUGUGACAGGGUCACCAUUUCGCUCGUGUUUUCAUAUGUCUCAAUUGUUUCAUUGUUCAUACUUACUGUAAUAUCCUCAAUGAACUUCAAAGAGAAUCCUCUUUAAUUUAAGGAUUGAUACAGAAGAAGCGAAUGUAUGUAGAACAGUUCUCUUAGGCACUUGUUUUCUACUUGGUGUUAUUUGUUUGGAAUGGAAAGAAAAGGGGAGCAUGAGUAGCUGUUUAAC
Arachis ipaensis is the source of this 872-nucleotide messenger RNA. RefSeq names its product CASP-like protein 1F2. Lineage: Eukaryota; Viridiplantae; Streptophyta; Magnoliopsida; Fabales; Fabaceae. The record is from RefSeq and is a predicted model, not a curated record.